AUGAAACGUGUCGAGCUCUUCCACGGGAACCUCGUAUUCGAGUCUCCGGUACCUCAAAGGUUACUAGACAGAUGCAAAUUCCGUACCGAACGCGAAUUCACGCACAUGCGAUACAGUGCUGCGACGUGCGAUCCGAAUGACUUCAUGAAUGAAGGAUUUACGCUUCGACAGGCACUGUAUGAGCCUCCACGACACACAGAGUUAUUCAUUGUUAUAACGAUGUAUAACGAGGACGAUGAAUUAUUCUGUCGUACAAUGCAUGGUGUUAUGGAGAACAUUGCGCACCUAUGCACACGCAAUCGUUCGCGCACCUGGGGUGCGGAAGGAUGGAAGAAGGUCGUGGUGUGCAUCGUAAGCGAUGGGCGUAAAAAGAUUCAUCCACGUACAUUGUCAGCCAUUGCUGCUCUUGGUGCAUACCAGGAUGGUGUUGCGAAGAAUUUGGUGAACAGCAAACCUGUUGUUGCCCACAUAUAUGAAUACACCACGCAAAUUCCAGUAUCUUUGACGCCGAGCAGAAAGAUUGAAGGCCCGGAAAAAGGAAUUGUACCCGUACAAAUUCUGUUUUGUCUGAAGGAAAACAACCAGAAGAAGAUCAACUCCCAUCGCUGGUUCUUCAAUGCUUUCGGGCCUAUCCUUCAGCCCAACGUCUGUGCGCUUCUCGAUGUCGGCACUCAGCCAGGACCAAUAUCGAUCUACCAUCUUUGGAAAGUAUUUAAUAGUAAUUCUAACGUCGGUGGUGCUUGUGGCGAAAUUAUCGCGUUGAAGGGCAAGUGGGGUCUGAACUUGUUCAACCCGCUUGUUGCGGCGCAGAACUUCGAAUACAAGAUGUCGAAUAUCCUGGACAAGCCUUUGGAGUCUAUGUUUGGAUACAUCACUGUACUACCGGGUGCCUUCAGUGCCUACCGAUACAUCGCUCUCCAAAAUGAUGCUCAAGGAGAGGGGCCACUAAAGAAGUACUUCUUAGGAGAGAAGCUGGUUCUCUCCUGGGAGGUCGUCUCAAAGUCCGGCGGGACAUGGAUUCUACACUAUGUCAAGUCAGCGUAUGCCAUUACAGACGUGCCGGACCAAGUUCCGGAACUCAUCUCACAGCGACGGCGUUGGUUGAAUGGCGCAUUUUUCGCCACAAUUCACAGUAUCUUCCACUUCGCGAACAUUUAUCAUUCGAGCCAUUCGCUCGCGCGCAAAUUCUGGAUCCAUGUUGAGCUACUAUACCAGGUGUUCAACCUUAUUUUCUCGUGGUUCGCACUUGGGAAUUAUUAUGUUACAUUCAUGAUUUUAACUGACUUGAUGGAAGACUCCGAGCUCAAAUUCAAGGGUAUCCAUGUCGUUAACACAAUCUUGAACUAUUUCUACCUCGGCUUGCUCGUGAUGUGCUUCAUUCUGGCUCUCGGUAACCGACCACAAGGAUCAAAGCGGGCGUACACAUCAGCUUUCAUCGGGUUUGCGAUAAUCACUAUUUACAUGACUGCUGCUGCAGUCCUUUUGACAUACCUCGGCAUAAGGAACGUCGCAGAUAACAGCGCUAAUGGCAUUAACUUCUCUGACCUGGCGUCGGAUUCGAUCUUCCGGAAUAUCGUUAUUUCCCUACUUGCGACCUUUGAGCCAUGGCAUAUGUUUACGAGCUUUAUUCAGUACUUGUUGUUGGCACCGUCGUACGUCGCUGUUCUGAACGUCUAUGCUUUUGCAAAUGUACACGACGUUACAUGGGGAACAAAAGGCGACAACAGAACCAGCACGGAUCUCGGAGUCGUCAAGACAGAUGAAAAGAACAACGCCGUCGAAGUCGAUACCCCAACAGAUAAAGCAGACGUCGACGCUGCUUAUGAAAAUGCGUUGGCGGUGUUUCGUACAAAGCCGGUAGUGGAGAAGCCAAAACAUGAUCCUGGGCAGGCAAACACGGAUUAUUAUCAGUCGUUCAGGACUAGGGUGCUUCUGUCCUGGACCCUGUCGAAUGGCCUCCUUGCUGCCAUCGUGGGUUCCGCAACGGGUAAUGCAACCUCCGAAGGCGCACAGGAGACCGUCAACGCUUACAUGGCCUUUAUUCUCUUCUCAGUCGCAGGUUUAGCAUUAUUGAAUGUUUCGCUAAUCGCAUUACGUAGUCUUCCGAUUCUGCGGCUCAGUCGUAUACCUCCUCGAUCGCAUGUUUGCAGGAGAGUAAACAGACAGACGCAUGUACAUUCCUGUGUAUACUUUAUCUGUUUUCUUCGCGAUGUUCAAUGUAAAGCGUACGAUAUACACGCUUACCAAGCAAGCCUAGCCGUCGGUGGCCACCAUCACAAAGCACUGUGCAAACAAACAAACGCCACAAUGAGUGAAAGCCCGAUCCACAAUAGUGUCGAAGAAGUAAAACAAGGCAAAACGCCAGGGGAGGACCCGAAUCAAGGUGGAGGAUCGCGAAACGCAUCUGAUUCUCCUGACAUGGAUGCCGCCGAACUAAAAAAGUACGAAGAGUAUGUAAAACGUCAGACAGUGAGAUCUGAGAGUCCAGGACCAGAUGACAAACGCAUUGAAGAAGACAGGAAAAGGAAGUAA
This is a messenger RNA of Fomitiporia mediterranea MF3/22, 2532 nucleotides long. RefSeq lists its product as uncharacterized. Lineage: Eukaryota; Fungi; Basidiomycota; Agaricomycetes; Hymenochaetales; Hymenochaetaceae. Bases 1 to 2532 code for a protein of 843 amino acids. Gene Ontology annotation, cellular component: cell periphery; cell septum. Gene Ontology annotation, molecular function: chitin synthase activity. The record is from RefSeq and is a predicted model, not a curated record. The transcript is spliced from 16 exons.